Messenger RNA from Rhinopithecus roxellana (golden snub-nosed monkey), 1766 nucleotides. RefSeq names its product PAK1 interacting protein 1 (gene PAK1IP1). Gene Ontology annotation, molecular function: protein binding. The coding region runs from base 293 to 1471 and encodes 392 amino acids. The transcript is spliced from 10 exons. The record is from RefSeq and is a predicted model, not a curated record. NCBI's taxonomy places the organism in Eukaryota, Metazoa, Chordata, Mammalia, Primates, Cercopithecidae.
GGCCCAGCUCGCACCUUCCUGAGAUAUGCCUGCUUGCCCCCGAUUUUUUUCUUCUUGCAGUGAGAACCUUCUCAUGUGGCAUCUUUACUUAUUCUCCUCUUGGGAAAUCUAUGUGACCUCCUCGCGCUGAAAGUGUUUCCACGUUUACAGGCGACUUAAAGGGAGCCCUGGAACCUGACGUAUAAUUCGAGCGCUGAUGCAAAAAAGGACUCUGACCUUUUUUUUUUUUGGCAUCCGGUUCUAUCACUUCCAGGCUGAGCCGGGCUGGCUGAACAGGCACGUUCGCUGCUGAAUGGAGCUGGUCGCUGGUUGCUACGAGCAGGUCCUCUUUGGGUUCGCUGUACACCCGGAGUCCGAGGCGUGCGGCGACCACGAGCAAUGGACUCUUGUGGCUGACUUCACUCACCAUGCUCACACUGCCUCCUUGUCAGCAGUAGCUGUCAAUAGUCGUUUUGUGGUCACUGGGAGUAAAGAUGAAACAAUUCACAUUUAUGACAUGAAAAAGAAGAUAGAGCAUGGGGCUCUAGUGCAUCACAGUGGUACAAUAACUUGCCUGAAAUUCUAUGGCAACAGGCAUUUAAUCAGUGGAGCGGAAGAUGGACUCAUCUGUAUCUGGGAUGCAAAGAAAUGGGAAUGCCUGAAGUCAAUUAAAGCUCACAAAGGACAGGUGACCUUCCUUUCUAUUCACCCAUCUGGCAAGUUGGCUCUCUCGGUUGGUACAGAUAAGACAUUAAGAACGUGGAAUCUUGUAGAAGGAAGAUCAGCAUUCAUAAAAAAUAUAAAGCAAAAUGCUCACAUAGUAGAGUGGUCCCCAAGUGGAGAGCAAUAUGUAGUUAUCAUACAGAAUAAAAUAGACAUCUAUCAGCUUGACACUGCAUCCAUGAGUGGCACCAUCACAAAUCAAAAGAGAAUUUCCUCUGUUAAAUUUCUUUCAGAGUCUGUCCUUGCAGUGGCUGGAGAUGAAGAAGUUAUAAGGUUUUUUGACUGUGAUUCGCUAGUGUGCCUCUGUGAAUUUAAAGCUCAUGAAAACAGGAUAAAGGACAUGUUCAGUUUUGAAAUUCCAGAGCAACAUGUUAUUGUUACAGCAUCGAGUGAUGGUUUCAUCAAAAUGUGGAAGCUUGAGCAGGAUAAGAAAGUUCCCCCAUCUUUACUCUGUGAAGUAAACACUAAAGCCAGGCUGACGUGUCUUGGAGUGUGGCUAGACAAAGUGCCAGACAUGAAAGAAAGCUUUCCUCCAGCAGCAGAGCCUUCUCCUGUAAGUAAAGAACAGUCCAAAAUUGGCAAAAAGGAGCCUGGUGACACAGUGCACAAAGAUGAAAAGCAGUCAAAACCUAACACAAAGAAACGCAGUUUAGCAAGUGACAGUAAGAAAGCAACAAAAGAAAGUGGCCUGGUAUCAACCAAGAAGAGGAAAAUGGUAGAAAUGUUGGAAAAGAAGAGGAAAAAGAAGAAAAUAAAAAUAAUGCAGUGAAUCCCAGAUGUCUCCUGAAAGAACUCUUUUAGAUGAAAUUAUUCUACUCAAAUGUACAUUAAUUUUCUUUUUUUUCCCCUGAGUAAAAGCAAGAAAUUUCUUCCUUUGGAGAAAGUACACAUAUUAAAAAACGACUUUUAGAUGGGGUUUUUUUUUUUUUUUUUUUUUUUUUUUUUAAAAACAGUGGUAAAAUUACUUUUGGCAGACAGUGUUUUAUGAAUUAUGUAUCAUGUUGAUAUAUGUUAAUGUGUCAUGCAAUUUUUGUACAAAGCAAAUAAAGAUCUUUCUCAAAAUA